UUUUAGAGAGAGAGAGGAUCUGGUUAUACAGCUUGGGGUUUAGAGAGAGAGGCAAGUUGAGCAGAAAGGAGAGUGCUCGUCCAUUUGUUCUCUCUCUAAAAAACCUCCUCUUUCUCUCUUUACAAAAGCCAGAAGCCGUACUCUCUUUUAUCAACCAAAAACAAGAAGAGAUGGCGGGUAGAGGAAAGGCCAUCAGAUCAGGAGGCUCUAGAAAGGAGACAUCUAGGAGGAGCAAAGCUGGUCUCCAAUUUUCGGUGGGUCGAAUUGCUCGAUUUUUUAAGGCAUGGAAAUAUGCAGCGAGGGUUGGUGCUGGUGCUCCUGUUUAUCUUGGUGCUGUUCUUGAGUAUCUUGCUGCGGAGGUGUUGGAACUUGCCGGAAAUGCAACUCGUGAUAACAAGAAGUUAAUAAUUGUUCCGAGGCACAUCCAACUUGCAGUGAGAAACAAUGAGGAGUUGAGCAGGUUGCUUGGGACUGUCACCAUUGCCAAUUGUGGGGUUUUGCCCAAGAAAAGAGCACCCAGCACUGGUUCGAAGGCAUCGGCUGAAGAGUAGAGAUAAUGACGUCUCCUCUAAUUUAGGAUAUUGCUUUUAUUGUUUUUACGGUUUUGUUUUUUUGUUGGGCACCUGUACUGUACAUGCCCUGUAAGAACCGAUGCUUAGCCUUGUUGGGUUCUUUGGAUAAUCAUUUGUUAAUGGAAUAUGUGAUUUUUUAUUAAAAAAGAAAAGAAAAGAGAGUGCUUUCUAGAGAGAGAUGCAAACUGUGCCGAAUGUGGGUUUUAGAGAAGAAAGGGAUGGAAACACAUGCAAUUGGGUCGAAUCAAGGGGCAUAUCGAGAGAGGAAUCAGGAACGGAUUGAGAGAGAGAGAGAGGGGGGUAGACGUUGCAAUUGUAUGGGUAUUUUAGUAAGAGAGAAGAAGAAAGCUAUGGUUUUGGAGAGAGAAACCUGAAACUUCUGGUAAAGAAAAAACGAGGUUUAGAGAGAAGUUGAAAAAAAGAUGAAAUCAAGAGAGAUGCA
Molecule: messenger RNA, 1014 nt
Organism: Amborella trichopoda
Lineage: Eukaryota; Viridiplantae; Streptophyta; Magnoliopsida; Amborellales; Amborellaceae
Product: putative histone H2A.3
Cellular component (GO): nucleosome
Molecular function (GO): DNA binding; protein heterodimerization activity; structural constituent of chromatin
Source: RefSeq, a predicted model, not a curated record